AUCGCUGUCACAGGGUGCCAAGUGUUGCAGUCCCGUCCGCAGUCUGCCUCAGCACCGCCCGCAAUGCCCUUGGACACCGCCGCCCCGCACACUCCCGCAGCGCCCUGACUGGCCGCGUCUCUCUCGGAGGUUUCCCUGGAUGUUACUUCAGUGCGCACUGUCCCGAGUCCUCUGCGCUGCGUGACGCGAAUGGAGAAGGUCCAAGGAUAACAAGAGGCUGCAGGGUUUCGCUGCUGCAGGAGACCUGCCGGCAGUCCGCUGGCCGGGGGAGGGCUGUCUGUCACAGUCUGCGGUCAUCCAUUUAUUUUGAUCACCUCCAAAACGCCUGUGCAUGGAUACAUCAUGGCUACGUUCAUGUGCAGGGUACAGUUCUUAGAUGAUACUGAUCCAUUCAACAGCACCAAUUUCCCCGAGCCCACCAGACCACCUCUGUACACUUUCAGGGAAGAUAUUCCUCUGAUCAAUCAGAUUGCUGGAGUCCACAGGCUGCUGAAAGCCCCACAGAAGCCUGACGACUGUGCCCUUCAGCUGUCCCAUAAUGGAAGCUACCUGGACUUGGAGUCUACCCUGGCAGAGCAGAGGGAUGAACUGGAGGGAUUUCAGGAGGAAGGAGGGAGAGGGAAGAAACACGGCAUCAUUCUCCGAACACAGCUGUCGGUCAGAGUUCACGCCUGCAUCGAAAAACUCUACAACUCAACUGGACGUGAGCUACGAAGAGCCCUCUUCUCCCUCAAGCAGAUUUUUCAGGAUGACAAGGACUUGGUGCACGAGUUUGUGGUGGAAGAGGGACUGACAUGUUUGAUAAAAGUGGGAGCCGAAGCCGACCAGAACUACCAGAACUACAUCCUCAGGGCUCUGGGACAGAUAAUGCUAUACGUGGACGGGAUGAACGGCCUAAUAUCUCACAAUGAAACGGUCCAGUGGCUUUACAGCCUGGUCGGAUCCAAGUUCCGUCUGGUGGUGAAGACGGCGCUGAAGCUGCUGCUGGUGUUUGUGGAGUACACAGAGUCGAAUGCCGCGCUGCUCAUAAAGGCUGUGAACGGUGUGGACGCCAAAAGAGCUACAAAGCUGUGGUCAAACGUCGUGGAGAUCCUCGACGAGAAGGAUGGAGUGGACACGGAGCUGCUGGUGUAUGCGAUGACUCUCAUCAAUAAGACUCUGGCAGGCCUCCCCGACCAGGACUCCUACUACGACAUGGUGGACUGUCUGGAGGAGCAGUGCAUCGAAACCAUGGCCCAGAGACACCUGAGCAGGAAGGGCACGGACCUCGACCUCAUAGAACAGUUCAACAUCUACGAGACGACAUUGCGCCAUGAGGAUGGUGACGACGAAGCCCAGCUGCCUCCCAGCGGCCGAAAGGACCGCCGACGGUCUAGCGUUGGCGGCACCAACGAAAGACGGGGCCUGGAGAGGAGACGCAGCCGGAGACAUUCGCUCCAGAACAGCAGAGGCCACGCCUCCGCCCCAGCAUCGCCCAGCAGCCCGCACACUCGUGCAGGCAGCUUCCUGCCAUUCGGUGGCCAAGGUGUUGAAGACAUCAGUGAAAGAGAAGAGGAAGAGGAGGAGGAAGAAGAAGAGGAGGAGGAGGAGGAGGAGGGAGAGGAGGAGGAGGAUGAGGAGGACGAGGAAGAGGCAGAUGAUGAAAGUCAUCCAGUCACUGAGUCCUCUAGACAGGGCGCUCACAGUGUGGCUCCGGCUGUAGCAGACACUUCUAUCAUGUGUUUGAACUUAAAGUGUAUGACCAUCCUCCCUAAAGCCAGUGACCCUGAAGGGCAGAGAGAUUAUCUCACCGUCAAGACCAGGACGUCCUCUCCUGUGUCCGUCGCACCUAAAAAGAGGACCUUUAGUCCUUGUCUGACAGAUACAAACGACUCUUCUCCAUCUUACUCAGCUAGAAAGCCUUGCUGGGCUGAAAGAAUCAAUGCCAAUGGCACUCCGUACCCCGGCAGGCACCAGUCUCCCGCAUCAGCCGCCCAUCGCUUGUCCAGUUCAGCGGCCUCCGCACCAGACCCCAAAACCGACAGACCCACUUUAGGGGGCUUGCUGACGUCGUCGUACCGACAGCAUCAAGAAUCGCUGGCUGCAGAGAGGGAACGGAGACGCCUGGAAAGAGAAGAGCGUCUGCAGAGAAUCGAAAGAGAGGAGAGGAAUCGCUUCAAUCGAAAUUAUGCAGACAAGCUGGAGGAAGUACGACAAGCCCGAGAAGAAAGGUACAAGGCUGUGGAGAGGUUAGCUGCAGAGGAGUUUGAGCGGGAGCGACCUCGAGCGCCAACACGCGGACGGACCGAGAUCACGUUGUGUUUGAGUUCCAAUCCCGCCAGCCGCUCUGCGUCCCGCUGUGUCACGCCUUCGUCCAUCAUCUCACAGGAAGACGCCGUCACCACUGCACCGUCGGGAACAGACCACAUCUCAGAGCCAAACCUUGACCCACAGACAAGGACCAAAAGUCCAGCGCCAGAAUUAACAGUAUCAGGAGCUCCCCCCACACCUCCCUCCUCCGAGCCAGAGAAGCAGCAGACUGAGACAGAGACGCCGGCAGAGACGAAGGAUGUUGCUGAGUCUCACCAGAAUGUAGUGGCAGAGCCGGCGUCAGAUGAACAGUCCGGCAUGGAGAGAGAGGAGAGACCGGAGCAAGAGAAGCCUGAGGAGCAGGAACAGUGCAGGGAUGAGGCAGAGGUGCAAGAGCAGGUAGAAGAAGCGGAGGUAGAGGAAGCGGUGGUAGAAGAAGCGGAGGUAGAAGAAGCAGAGGUAGAGGAAGCGGAGGUAGAAGAAGCGGAGGUAGCAGACGUAGCAGAGGUGGGAGAGACAGAUGUGGAGGUGGAUGUGGAGUUAGGGGAGGAGUGUGAGAAGGAGCAGCCGAUGGAAAGGGAUGUAGAAGAUAGAGUACUGCUGAGUGAGAAGGAGAGACAGAAUGAGGAGGUGAAUGAAAAAGACAACUGCUCUGCAUCCAGCAUCUCCUCAACGAGUAGCACUCUGGAGAGAGAGGAGCGGGAGGAGAAGCUCAGCAGUGAUAUCGACGCAGGCCAAUGGACUCAGUGCAUUAAAGAUGCAGAUGUGAACGACCAGUGCAACAAAAUUCUCAACAGCAAGCGCUUCAUGCUGGACAUGCUCUACGCUCAGACGACGGCCAACGUGGAUGAGGAGAAUGUUGGUGAGACAGAGAAAGAGAAAUGUCAGUGCGAGAAGGAGACGGAGCUCAGUGACUCCGCGGUGACUAGUUUGGCCAGCAGGAUCUCCACCCUGGAGGCUCACAGACAGGCCAGAGAGGAAAAUGUGAAAAAGAUGGAGGUGGGACAUCUGGACAACCAGGGCAGUGUCCGAGCAGUGGCGGAGAAGUUUGGAGAUUUGGUCAAAGGGUUGGCUUCUCCAGAGGUGGAGGCCUCAAAGGAGCAGCAGCAGCAGCAGACGGACAAAUCCUCGUCGACCGCUGCCUCAUCAGCUUUACCUCCAAAGAAAGAGUCGGAUUAUAUCUGGGAUCAGCUGAUGGCGUCUCCCAGGGAGCUGCGGAUCAAAGAAAUUGACUUCACGGACCUGAGGGACGAGGACGACCUGGACAUUUUAGAUAUGGACACUAUUAUGGGGUCAAGUGACCUGAUACCACCGCCUCCCCCUCCUCUGUGCAACGCUGCCCUGCCACCACCCCCGCCGCUGUUUGGUUGCCCACCGCCUCCCCCCAUGCUUGGCAAAAUGAUGCCGCCGCCCCCACCGUUCAUGAUCCCUAUCCCUCCGCCCUCCCCUCAGCUCAGUCGAGGGGAGGUGCCUCUCUUCCAGAAGAAGAAGAAGACCAUCCGUCUCUUCUGGAAUGAGGUUCGUCCUGUGGACUGGCAGUGUAAGAGCCAUAAAUUCUGUAAGGAGUCCCUCUGGUCCAAACUGGAGCCAAUUAAACUGGACACGUCCAAACUGGAGCAGCUGUUUGAGUCUAAAUCCAAGGAGCUGCCUGUCACGAAGAAAGCAGCUGUUGAUGGCAAACGACAAGAAAUCAUCGUCCUGGAUUCGAAACGGAGCAACGCCAUAAACAUCGGCCUGACUGUCUUACCUCCUCCCCGCACCAUCAAGACUGCCAUCCUCAACUUCGAUGAGUACGCACUAAACAAGGAGGGAAUUGAGAAAAUCCUGACGAUGAUCCCCACAGAGGAGGAGAAGCAGAGGAUCCAGGAGGCUCAGCUGGUCAACCCUGAUAUUCCCCUGGGCAGCGCUGAGCAGUUCCUCCUCACCCUCUCCUCCAUCACAGAGCUGUCUGCUCGCCUGCAGCUGUGGGCAUUCAAGAUGGAUUAUGAGCUUAUAGAGAAGGAAGUGGCCGAGCCUCUACAGGACCUGAAGGAAGGGAUGGACCAGUUAGAGAAAAACAAGACACUCCGCUACAUCUUGACCACACUGCUGGCCAUCGGCAAUUUCCUCAACGGCACCAGUGCUAAAGGUUUUGAGCUGAGCUACUUGGAGAAAGUGCCAGAGGUGAAGGACACGGUUCACAAGCAGUCUCUGCUGCACCACGCCUGCGCCAUCGUGGUGGAGAAGUUUCCCGACAGCACUGACCUCUACUCAGAGAUAGGAGCCAUCACCCGAUUGACAAAGGUGGACUCUGACCAACUCCAAGACAACCUAACCCAGAUGGAGCGAAGGUGCAAAGCAUCAUGGGAUCACCUCAAGGUCAUUGCAAAACACGAGAUGAAACCAGCGUUGAAACAAAAAAUGUCAGACUUCGUCAAAGACUGCGCCGAGAGAAUUAUCAUCCUGAAGAUUGUACAUCGGAGAAUCAUCAACAGGUUUCAUGCCUUCCUGCUGUUCCUGGGCCAUCCAAUAUAUGCGGUACGUGAGGUCAGCAUUCAUCGCUUCAGCAAAAUCCUGAGCGAGUUUGCCCUGGAGUAUCGCACAACAAGAGAACGUGUGCUGCAGCAGAAACAGAAGAGGGCCAACCACCGAGAGAGGAACAAGACCAGGGGGAAAAUGAUAACAGAUAGUGGUAAAUUUGGCAGCUCCCCGUCAGAUGCACAGGAGAGCCAGCCUCAGGGUAUCCAGUGUGCUGAAGACGCAGCUGAACAUGAGAACAUGAAGGCCGUGCUGAAGAGCAGCCUGUCGGAAGGAGGGAGCGGGACGUCCACGGUGCCGGGCCUCCGCACACGCACCAGAGCAGCCACCGUCAGAGGGCGUGUUGCACCAUGGUGCUCUGCCACUGACGACCCAGUCAACUGCACAGACGACACGGCUGAUGAGAUCAUGGAGAGGAUUGUCAGGUCGGCCACUCAGGGGCCCAGCCAGCGGACGCAACCUCGAGAGAGGAGACGAUCUCGCGUCAACCGAAAAUCACUGAGACGGACACUGAAGAACGGUUUGACGACGGAGGAGGCCAGCGCUCUGGGCUUGUCCAGUGGUUCGGAGAUGCAGGUAUGAGAUGGGCCUGGAUCCCAUUGGACAUUAAGAUGCCUGGAAUCCCUUUUACUGCCCCCUCCAAUGCCCACCACCAACCUGCCAACCCUCUGCUCCCUGACUUGGCACUUAUUCCCCGUAGCUUUGAUGAGUUGAUCUCAUUUUUUUUUUUGCCUUUGGUUUACAUAGGCUUGACGCAAGUGCUUCCUGAGGAGAGUGGACAGAAGGCUGAACCAAGAUUUUAUUCACGAGCCUGCAGGGCGGAGGGAGCAAAAACAGAGCGCCGCAUUCAAACCACCGAGCUUUGCUGUUGCUGGAUAAACAUCGUCGAUCUGCACUCACAAGGCGUAAUCACCAUCAUCCUUCGAACGUGACAUCGCUCACAAACACCCGCGCUUAAAGUGUAUUUUUUAAGGACAAGGUCAUGAAAAAAGUUGGCAGGGCGUGAGCUUCUAUCUCCGUGGCCUUGACUGAAUCAGGAGGGCUGAGAGUGUGGUGCAGACUCUUCACUGACUCGGGUUUAGUGUCGGCCCCGCAGCUUUAGCAUCAAAAUGAAUCGAAAGACGCUUUCAUCUAUCGAAUAGAUGGAUUUGUGCAGAGCUAUUCUGUUAGAUACUACUGUGGUAGUUUUGUGUUUCUGUUCCGUGUUGCUCAAGAAGGUGCUCAAAUAAGAAACAAAUUGCACUGGAUGGGAAAGUAUCAAUGGAAUGUGAAAUCCUUUGACACUGAUGAACCACUCUGACAUCUGAAUCUGAAAAUACACUCAACUAUUUUACCAGCAAUCUAACAGUAGCACAGUUUUUAAAUCAUAUGAAUCAAAGUCGACAGGUUCAAGGCAGAAGUGUGUUAGUUCACCGGCUGAGAAGGAAUUUACCAGAGAAACGAUGCAAGUACUCUUUGAGGAGAAAGAGACGGUUGCUGUGGUGUAACGGCUCAUCUCAAGACUAAUGCUUGUCUCAAACAUUUUUAGUUAGAAGUUACAUCACGUGACCUUCUCUCACUGACGGUUGGGGACAGGUUGAGUUUGGGGCACAAUGUUACAGGUGAGCAACCUUCAUAAGUUAUGUUGUUUUAUUUUCUUAGAAACUAUGAGCUGCACAUUUCAGAGUGCCUUUAAAAGACCGUUAUUUAUUAAGAUGUUUUCAGGGAAAUAAAAAAAAAUAAAAAAAAUCAAGGAGAUGUUACUACAAAUGUGCAGUCUGUGAGGGGUGAGACCAUCAUGUUGCAAUCAUCCAUGAGCUGUGAUUUAUUUUUAAACCAGUGUUUUUAAAACUUGUCCUGACAAGAAUUUCUGUUUUUCUUUUUCUUUUCACGUUAUCUCUUGGAUCAAAUAGUUGUGUUAUGAAGAUAGCUUUAACGUAUUUAUGACAACUUAGGGUUGGUUAUGCACAUGUAGCUGUAUCCUGUGGCCUUACUGUAGAAUAUUGGCGUGUGUUGUUCCACUCUAGUCGAGCUCUAGGUACAAAUGUUACAGUAAAAAUGUUACAGUAAAAAAAAAAAAUAGAUCAGGCCAAAUUAACGUGUAGUUCACUGGAGAUCUCAGUUUGUCAUGUAGAGUAUUCUUUCAUUAUUUAACUAUGAAUGUGAACAUCAGGGGUUACAUGAUAAUCAGUAAUAUGGGCGCACAGUAAAAUCUAAUUUAUCUACGUUCAAACGUGUUUAGAAGUGAAUAAGGAGCCUGCAGUUCAAACUUUUCAUUGUGUGUUUGAACUAGCGAUGUGCUUUUAAUUUGGAAUGGCCUUGGUUACACUAUAACACGCUUCCUUAAGCUCAAUAUUAUGGCUUGUAAUUUGCAAAGUUAACUCAUCCACUCGCAAAUUUUUGUGAUGGAAACAUAGCCAUUAAGAGGAAACUAGCGCAACACCAUGCUAAAGCUACAAGAAAGAAAACACACACCAGCAGUACGUUGUUUUUGUUUCAUUUAGAUUUUACUGAAAACUAUUCAGCACCUUAGACUCAAUGUGUAGCAUGCAACGUAGACCUGAAGUUACGAGGGAGGGGCUCAUUGUGUUUUCCCAGAUUGUACUGACGUUUGUCAAAAACGAGACACAGUAGAUGUGUAAAGUAAUAAAGGGCAAUGCUGUAAAAUGAUGUACAUGUCAUGGCGAUGUCUUUAUGUUCUUGUUUGUUUGUUUUUUGCUCCAUGUGUAGAAUAGUGUAUUAUAGACUAAAAGCAGUAUUAUUCUAAAUAUAAUUUAAGGUGGUUUAAAAAGGUGUCACUUCUGCUUGAUACAAAGGGAGGUUCACUGUGGUCGUCGGAGCUGUAGGGUUUGUGUGCGUGUUGAUGAAAACUUUGUACUUCACAGACUGAUUUUAAAUUUACCAGCUACUCCUGUGGAAUCCCUUGGAAGCCUUUUGAUUACGUUGCACCCAUCGUUUUUUUCUUUUCAUUUAAUGUUCGCUAACCACACACACACACACACACAAACAAACACACACACGUCGCUGCCUGUGCCAUAACAUCACUGUGGAACUUGGGACACGAGCACUACACAAACAAGGCUUCCGUUGCAUCUUUGUGCCCACAGCAAAAACUAUGUAACAACUACAAUAAAAAGGCUCAUUAAAACGUA
Molecule: messenger RNA, 7937 nt
Organism: Hippoglossus stenolepis (Pacific halibut)
Lineage: Eukaryota; Metazoa; Chordata; Actinopteri; Pleuronectiformes; Pleuronectidae
Gene: fhod3b
Product: formin homology 2 domain containing 3b
Exons: 28
Coding region: 343-5388 (1681 amino acids)
Biological process (GO): actin filament network formation; sarcomere organization; cortical actin cytoskeleton organization
Cellular component (GO): cytoplasm; cytoskeleton
Molecular function (GO): actin filament binding
Source: RefSeq, a predicted model, not a curated record